AUGUUUGAUGGAGCAGCCAAAAGACAACCAAUCGCAAGAAAGCUAGAGGGAGGGGGAGAGGUGGCCACUGCCACUGCCCCUCCUCCCCUCCGCCCAUCUUCCCCUUCCUCUCCUCAUCCCCUCUUCUCCUCCCCUUCCCCUCCCCAGAUAGUCUAG
This is a messenger RNA of Prunus armeniaca (apricot), 156 nucleotides long. Lineage: Eukaryota; Viridiplantae; Streptophyta; Magnoliopsida; Rosales; Rosaceae. The record is from the annotation of a GenBank genome assembly.